Panicum hallii is the source of this 345-nucleotide messenger RNA. RefSeq lists its product as uncharacterized. Gene Ontology annotation, biological process: DNA integration. The record is from RefSeq and is a predicted model, not a curated record. The coding region runs from base 1 to 345 and encodes 114 amino acids. The transcript has a single exon. NCBI's taxonomy places the organism in Eukaryota, Viridiplantae, Streptophyta, Magnoliopsida, Poales, Poaceae. Gene Ontology annotation, molecular function: nucleic acid binding.
AUGGUCAGGCCUCUCAGGAAGGCCCCUAGUGGUUUCACUCACCUGCCCAUCAUGGUGGACAAGUUCACCAAGUGGAUUGAGGCGAAAACCAUCACCAAAACCAACUCCCAAGAGGCCGUCAAGUUCUUCCUGGGCAUCGUCUACCGAUUUGGUGUGCCAAACACCAUCAUCACAAAUAACGGGACCAACUUCACAGGCAAGAAGUUCUUGGGGUUCGUCGAUGGAUAUGGGAUCGGACACCCUCGCACCAAUAGGCAGGUGGAGAGGGUGAAUGGCAUGGUCCUCCAAGGACUCAAGCCUCAUAUCUUCGACCAGCUCAAUAAGUUUGCCGGGCGGUGGGUCUAG